GAGGGGGGAAAAGACAUUAUUUUCUUCUCCUGUGAGGUCUUUGAAAAGCAAAGCAACAGCAUCUUUAGACAAGAUGUGCUCUUGCAGGAAUUUAAGUGGAAGAGACAAAGAAACCAUGCUACCAGCAGCGUCAGAGAAAAAAACUGAAAUCACCAAGCAAUGAGAAUUCAGUCCAGAGAAUCUGAGGAGAAGAAAAAGCAAACUGGCAAACAGACAUCAGCCAGGAAAUAAUUCAUGUAGAAAGGGAUACAAAAAAAGUGGUGUUUGUAACAUUUUCACAGCAGCAUCGCCAUAAAGAAAUUCUGUUCUGGAAUUUCCAUCAGAGAGCAACGAGCUCUAUGAUUAAGAUCCAAACGACAUCCUCAGUGCUGCAGCUUCUCCAAAGAACAUCUUCCCUUUCCACAGGGAGAUCAGCAUCAAGAGAGAAAAAAAAAAACCUCCCAAAAAACAUCCUGAUGGGAAUAACCAUCCAAAACAUCACAGGAAACACAGCAAUGGUAAUUUGGCCAAAAAUGGCCAGUUGUGUCGACAGCUUUUACAGCAUCAUGUACCACCCUAACUGGAACAGCAUGCUGUCCAGCUACUCCAGAAAGAGCUUCCAGAGGGAAGAGAGGGUGCCCACCACUCGCUCCUCCUUUGUUGUUGAAAACCUGACUCCCCUGACGACGUACAUCAUGUGUGUGACCUGCCAGUCCGCAAACCCCUCCAGCGACCAGUGUAGAGUUUUCAACACGCUGGAACGAGACCCAGCGUCGGCGAGCAGCACCAAGAAAGAGCUGGCUCUGGGCAUCUGGCUCACCAGCAGCGUGCUGCUCCUCAUCAUCGCUGCAGUGCUGCUCUACGGCUGCCUGCACCUCCUCUGCCGCAGGAGACACCAGCGCCUGCAAGAGCGGGGCGGGACCUCCAAGCGGGAGCGUGAGGAGCCAUGGACCAAAAGCACGGCACACAGCUCAGAUGAGUUCAGCAGGCAGAGCCAGCACACACAGGACGCUGAGGAAAAGCAUCCGGGUGGCAUCCAGCUGGCCACAAUCAUAGAGAAUCCCUCAGUGUGCAAUGACCCCAUCGUGACAUCUUCUAAAAGUCAAGAGCGAGUCCUAGUAACAGGACAGUGCUCUGCUAUAAAUUAGAAAGGUUUUUGCCACAUAUGGUACCCCAGCUACUUCAAACACAUCAGAUGCACUGUUGGUGCUCACAUCAGGGAGCUCUGACUGCUCACUGCAGCACUCCUGGCUCUGAUUUCACAUCCCUUUCCAACAGCCUGUAGGCAAAGGUUCACAUGCCCAAGAAGUGAGCACUUCACCCACCCUCCAUUAUUUAAAAAUGAAGCAUGUAGCAAGUAACUGGUUUACAUUUCAAGGGGAUUUUUCAUUGCUUUUCUUUAGCCCAAAACAGCAAACAAAUAUAAAAAGUAGCCAAAAGUAACCAAAAUAUUUUUUGUUAACUAGCAUGAAUAAAACUGAGUAGGAGUUUUCAGACUGCUACACUAUAGGCAACUGGAACAUACACACAGAAUGCACUGGUUUGCCAGUGUGAGUUUUACCUGACAAUCCCAGC
Molecule: messenger RNA, 1554 nt
Organism: Camarhynchus parvulus
Lineage: Eukaryota; Metazoa; Chordata; Aves; Passeriformes; Thraupidae
Product: fibronectin type III domain-containing protein 9-like
Exons: 2
Coding region: 339-1127 (262 amino acids)
Molecular function (GO): protein binding
Source: RefSeq, a predicted model, not a curated record